AUGGCACAGGGGGUUGGAAAACCCGAACUAGUGCCAUAUGGUGAAGUAGUAACUGCUGAUGCUGGUGAAAAAGUUAAAGUGAAUGAUUUUAAACUUCUGCUGGCGGAAAGAGAAAAAUUGAUUACUGAUUUAGAGACCAAGAAAAAAGAAUUAAAAGAAAAAGGUGGCUAUACUGAAACCUAUGAAGAUUUAGCCCUCGCUCAUGACGAACUAGAAGAAUUGAUAGCAGAAUGA
Messenger RNA from Ambispora gerdemannii, 234 nucleotides. Lineage: Eukaryota; Fungi; Glomeromycota; Glomeromycetes; Archaeosporales; Ambisporaceae. The record is from the annotation of a GenBank genome assembly.